AUGAUACUAGUAAAAUAUGAGAAACAAAAUUGUCAUUUUCAUAGUAAUGGUGAUGAUGGAGAUCUAGCUUUAGCGAAGUGGGAGUCAUUGGCUGGGCACUUACAAAAUAGGCAUGCAAGACAUCCCAAUAAGCUUUACAGAAAGUGCACUCAUUCAAAKGUCAAGAGAAAGUGGUUCAAACCAGGAGAUGAAGUCACAGUGAGUCUCACAGAUAUCCUUGAAAAGACAAGGUUAAGGAAUGACAUUAAAAAAUUGUCACCUUAUGGCCAAACAUCUGCGAUUGAAGGGUUCCACAGUCUCUUAAACCAUUUUGCACCUAAAAUGGUGCACUUUUCUUAUAACUCAAUGAAAUGCAGGUUACAGUUAGCAGCUCUACAUUUUAAUGAAAACAAUAACCGCGAACAAGCAUUGACCAAAGAAGGACAACUAAAGUAUAGCAUACAUUUUCCAAAGUAUAAGAAAGGGGAAUACACAGUGCGUAAAGAGUUGGUUGAAUGCAGAUAUGAAUAUGUUGAUAAACUCUACAAUGAAUUGUAUGAUGUCCUUGGAAGAGAACAAGAGGAUCAAGUACUUCAUAUCACUCCACCUCCACCUCUUUGUCAUACUUAUAGCCACCCCAUUAAACUAGAGGCAGUAGAUGAACACAGUUCACGAUUUUCAAAAAAAUGA
Molecule: messenger RNA, 669 nt
Organism: Exaiptasia diaphana
Lineage: Eukaryota; Metazoa; Cnidaria; Anthozoa; Actiniaria; Aiptasiidae
Exons: 5
Coding region: 1-669 (222 amino acids)
Source: RefSeq, a predicted model, not a curated record